Molecule: messenger RNA, 878 nt
Organism: Haliotis rubra (blacklip abalone)
Lineage: Eukaryota; Metazoa; Mollusca; Gastropoda; Lepetellida; Haliotidae
Product: solute carrier family 28 member 3-like
Exons: 5
Coding region: 30-878 (282 amino acids)
Biological process (GO): nucleoside transmembrane transport
Cellular component (GO): membrane
Molecular function (GO): nucleoside:sodium symporter activity
Source: RefSeq, a predicted model, not a curated record
GUCCGCUAUAUUGAAGAUGUCAGCCGAGAAUGGUCUACUCCAAAGAGAACUGCGGGGCCUUUGCUCUUGUAGAAUCUGGAAAGUCAGAUGUUGACAAAGAAGACUUCGAGGAACAUGGACUUCUGACACAUUUAAAUGACCUGUCAGUCGAGGAGGAGGAAAGAGAAGAAGAGAGAGAAGACGAGGAGGAGUUUCGAGAGUACUAUUUGAAGUGUGGAGGAAGAGUGGCUCAAACAAGAACAGCAAUCGUACACAAACUGAAUGAACACAAGACUAUUAUCGGUCGCGUUGUUGGGUCUGUCAUAUUAGUUGUCUACCUGGUGUAUCUUGGCUUCUGCAUAGACUACUCGUUUGGGGAUGAAGGCUCUGUCAGGCUUGUCUGGGGCACGUGUUUUGUUUUGUUUCUUGUUGGCUACAGCAACUUCAGCGGGAAAAUCUUCCAGAAGAUCAGAGAAGGUUGCAGAUGCCAGACCCUGAGAAGGCCAAUAGUUCGAAAAGGAAUCAGAUGGUUCCUGUACUUGUCGAUACUUUUGUUCAUUAUCACGUACCUGUGUCUAACCAUUCUACAAACAAGUCCAAAGAACUUCACCUCCCUCGCAGGACUGGUCUUCUUCAUAGUUAUCGGUUACAUAUUCUCCAAACGCCCAGACCUGGUCAACUGUGGCAUGCAGUGUUCUGGGGGCAUUACAACACAGUUUCUGUUUGCGCUGUUCAUCCUCCGGUCGAGAUUUGUUGGAUACAGCGUUUUCAACUGGUUGGGAGAGAGGCUUGAAGAAUACAUGAGACACACAGACAAAGUUCUCGGUUGUGUUUGGGGACAGCUUCAGAGAUCCUGGUUUGUGUUUGUGAUUUGUACAGGGUGGCACGUUCUGGAGUAA